Molecule: messenger RNA, 528 nt
Organism: Colletotrichum godetiae
Lineage: Eukaryota; Fungi; Ascomycota; Sordariomycetes; Glomerellales; Glomerellaceae
Product: OHCU decarboxylase
Exons: 2
Coding region: 1-528 (175 amino acids)
Source: RefSeq, a predicted model, not a curated record
AUGGCUUCCCUACCCGACGUCAAUAGUCUCAACUCCCUCCCCGUGGAGCAACAGACCAAGAUCUUGGAUGCACUCUUCGAACCGAGCCCCGCGAUCCACGCGAUUCUCCUCCCGUUCAUUUCUGCAACACAAUUCCAGUCUUACGACGAAUUUAUCAAUCAAGCUCAAAAGAUCUUUGAGGCUUUAAUGACCGACCCUACGCAAAAAGCACAGCUGCACUCAAUCAUCGGCUCACACCCACGCCUUGGGGCGAAGAAGGUUGAAAGUGCUCAGUCCGCCGCAGAGCAAGCCCAACUCCAGAGCGGAGAUGCCACUGAACUGGCUGCGCUGAACGCCGAGUAUGAGGCAAGGUUCCCAGGUCUUCGUUACGUUGUAUUUGUCAACGGUAGAGGUCGGCCGGAAAUAAUGGAAAACAUGCGUGCUCGUAUCUCGCGUGGUGACUUGGCUCUCGAGGAGCUCGCCGCCGUACAGGCCAUGUGUGAUAUUGCCAAAGAUCGUGCAGCUAAGCUUCUGGCCGCUUCGGGAUGA